AUGCCCAACAACAAAACAAAUGAUCAGACUUUACAUAAUGAUAGCAACAUAAUGAUUGAGACAGCAGAUCAUAGUUUUAAUCUGAUGUCAAAUCAUAAUUCUUCGGAUUAUUUUAUCCUGUUAGGAUUGUCGGAAGAACAGAUUAUAUUUCCACUUUUAAUCUCAGUGACCUACAUGAUGACCAUUAUUGGGAAUUUUGCUGUGUUUAGCAUCAUCCAGGUGGACAGCCAUCUCCAGACACCCAUGUAUUUCUUCCUGAGUUGUCUAUCGUUAUUAGACGUCUGUUACUCUACGGUCACCCUCCCGGCUAUGCUGGUCAACGCUAUCACCGGGAACAGGAGGAUAUCCUUCCAUAGAUGUUUCACACAACUCUAUUUCUUUGUUUGUUUUGGAGGAUCUGAAUGUCUUCUUCUGGCUGUUAUGGCUUAUGACCGAUAUGUAGCCAUAUGUAACCCCCUCCGGUACCCCAUCAUCAUGAAUAAGAGGUUCUGCUCAGGCUUAGUUGCCGGGUGUUGGGUCUGUGGGUUGUUGAAUGCCGUGUUCCACACCUUGAUGACCAUGAAGCUGACAUUCUGUGAAGAUCAUCACAUCAACCAUUUCUUCUGUGAUGUUCCUCCAAUGUUGGAAGCAGCUUGUAGUGACAUCCAAGACAGUCUAGUGUUGUUACAUGUGAUCACCGUAUUUUUAGGGAUGUCUCCUUUCCUACUUGUCAUGAAUUCCUACAUACGUAUCAUCUCCACCAUCCUGAAAAUCCACUCCUCAGAAGGAAGACAGAAGGUCUUCUCCACGUGUUCCUCUCACCUCAUCGUUGUCAGUGUUUUUUAUAUAACUUCUAUGUUUAACUACAAUGGACCUAUUUCUGGAGAUUCCUUCAUCGUUGUCCGUGUUUCAUCUGUCUUAUAUAGUGUGGUCCCUCCAUUGUUGAAUCCCAUCAUCUACAGCUUGAGAAAUAAAGAUGUGAAGACGGCCUUGAAAAAAGUACUUGAGACACAGAUACAGUAA
This is a messenger RNA of Hyla sarda, 1002 nucleotides long. Its product is annotated as olfactory receptor 5V1-like. Gene Ontology annotation, molecular function: G protein-coupled receptor activity; olfactory receptor activity. Gene Ontology annotation, cellular component: membrane. The transcript has 3 exons. Gene Ontology annotation, biological process: G protein-coupled receptor signaling pathway. The record is from RefSeq and is a predicted model, not a curated record. Bases 1 to 1002 code for a protein of 333 amino acids. Lineage: Eukaryota; Metazoa; Chordata; Amphibia; Anura; Hylidae.